AUGAACUUUAAAAAAACACUUGUUCACAAUUAUGCCAACAGGCAGAGCACGGGCUCUGCCCCGCAAGGCACUGCCCAUCAGGGCGUGAACCGAACAGAUGAAAUGCUGCACACGGAUCAGAGAGCCAACCAUGAAGGCCCAUGGCCUUCCCAUGGCACACGCCAGCCCCCAUAUGGUCCUUCUGCCCCCAUGCUCCCCAUGACAAGGCCCCCUCCAUUCAACUACCAGCUCCCACCAAGCAUGAAGAAUCACAUUCCUCAGGUAUCCAGCCCUGCUCCCCUGCCCUGGCCAAUGGAGAACCGCACCUCUCCUAGCAAGUCUCCAUUCUUGCACUCUGGGAUGAAGAUGCAGAAGCCAGGUCCCCCAGUACCUGCCUCACACAUAGCACCUGCCCCUGUGCAGCCCCCUAUGAUAUGAUGGGACACCACCUUCCCACCUGGCUCUGUUGAAGCCACGCAGCCUGUGUUGAAGCAGAGGAGGCGGCUCACGACGAAAGACAUCGGAACCCCGGAGGCAUGGCGGGUAAUGAUGUCCCGCAAGUCUGGGCUGCUGGCAGAGAGCACGUGGGCAUUAGACACCAUUAACAUCCUGCUGUAUGAUAACUACAGCAUCAUGACUUUCAACCUCAGUCAGCUCCCAGGGUUGCUAGAGCUCCUUGUGGAAUAUUUCCGACGUUGCCCGAUUGAGAUCUUUGGCAUUUUAAAGGAGUAUGAGGUGGGUGACCCAGGACGGAGAACACUACUGGACCCUGGGAGGUUCGGCAAAGCGUCUAGUCCAGCUCCUGUAGAGGGGGAGGAGGAGGAAGACCUUCUAGGUCCUAAACUAGAGGAGGAAGAAGAGGAGGAAGUAAUUGAAAAUGGUGAGGAGAUGGCCUUUGUGGGCAAGGACAAAGCCGCCUCAGAGAAGAGUGAGGAGAAACUGAUUAGUAAGUUGGACAGGCUUCCAGUAAAGAUCGUGCAAAAGAAUGACCCGUUUGUGGUGGACUGCUCAGAUCGGCUUGGGCGCGUGCAGGAGUUUGACAGUGGCUUGCUGCAUCGGCGGAUUGGUGGCAGGGACACCACUGAGCAUAUCCAGACCCACUUUGAGAGCAAAACAGAGCUGCUGCCUUCCCGGCCUCAUGUACCCUGCCCACCAGUCACUUGGAAGUAUGUCACAGCAGUAGAGGGUACACCAGGGACAACAGAGCAGGAGGGCCCCCCGACCGAUGGCCCUCCAGAAAAAUGGAUCACAGCCACUGUGGAUGACAUGUUGUCCACCCAGUCUAGCACGUUGACCGAGGAGGGAGCUAAGAGUGUAGAGGCCACCAAGGAAAGCAGCAAGUUCCCAUUUGGCAUCCACCCAGCACAGAGCCAUCGGAACAUCAAGAUCCUAGAGGAUGAACCCCACAGUAAAGAUGAGACCCCACUGUGUACCCUUCUGGACUGGCAGGAUUCCCUUGCCAGAUGCUGCGUCUGUGUCUCCAAUACUAUCCGAAGUCUGUCAUUUGUGCCAGGCAAUGACUCUGAGAUGUCCAAACACCCGGGGCUGCUGCUGACCCUGGGCAAGCUCAUCCUUCUGCACCACAAGCACCCAGAACGGAAGCAGGCGCCACUGACUUACGAGAAGGAGGAGGAGCAGGACCAAGGGGUGAGCUGCAGCAAAGUGGAGUGCUGGUGGGACUGCUUGGAGAUGCUUCGGGAGAACACCUUGGUCACGCUCGCCAACAUUUCGGGGCAGUUGGACCUCUCCCCAUACCCCGAGAGCAUCUGCCUGCCUGUGCUGGAUGGACUCCUACACUGGGCAGUCUGCCCUUCAGCUGAAGCCCAGGACCCCUUCUCCACCCUGGGCCCCAACGCCGUCCUCUCCCCCCAGAGACUGGUCUUGGAGACCCUCAGCAAACUCAGCAUCCAGGACAGCAAUGUGGACCUGAUCCUGGCCACACCCCCCUUCAGCCGCCUGGAGAAGUUGUACAGCGCCAUGGUGCGCUCCCUCGGUGACCGAAAGAACCCGGUGUGCCGGGAGAUGGCUGUAGUACUGCUAGCCAACCUGGCACAGGGUGACAGCCUGGCAGCCCCUGCCAUUGCAGUGCAGAAAGGCAGCAUCGGCAACCUCCUGGGCUUCCUGGAGGAUAGCCUUGCUGCCACACGGUUCCAGCAGAGCCAGGCCAGCCUGCUCCCGCUGGAGCAGAACCCGCCCGUUGAGCCAACUAGUGUGGACACGAUGCGACGGGCUGCCCGUGCGCUGCUGGCCCUGGCCACGGUGGACGAGAGCCACUCGGAGUUCACGCUGUACGAGUCACGGCUGUUGGACAUCUCGGUAUCGCCGUCGAUGAACUCAUUGGUUACACAAGUCAUUUGCGAUGUACUGUUUUUGAUUGGCCAGUCAUGACAGCCGUGGGACACCUCCCUCCCUGUGUGCGUGUGCGUGUGUGGAGAACUUAGAAACUGACUGUUGCCCUUUAUUUAUGCAAAACCACCUCAGAAUCCAGUUUACCCUGUGCUGUCCA
Balaenoptera acutorostrata (minke whale) is the source of this 2485-nucleotide messenger RNA. Its product is annotated as AT-rich interactive domain-containing protein 1A-like. The record is from RefSeq and is a predicted model, not a curated record. NCBI's taxonomy places the organism in Eukaryota, Metazoa, Chordata, Mammalia, Artiodactyla, Balaenopteridae. Gene Ontology annotation, biological process: chromatin remodeling; positive regulation of DNA-templated transcription; regulation of transcription by RNA polymerase II. Gene Ontology annotation, cellular component: brahma complex; nucleoplasm; SWI/SNF complex. Gene Ontology annotation, molecular function: nucleosome binding.